AUGGCAAAAGUCGUUUAUAUCUUGAACGGACCGAAUCUCAACCUGCUGGGAAAGAGGGAACCGGAGAUCUAUGGCCAUCAGACACUGAACGAUGUUCAUCAAAUGUGCGUCGCUCAGGCGGAAAAUGACGGACUUGAUAUCGUGUUCCGGCAAAGCAACGCAGAGCACGACCUGAUCGAUUGGGUGCAGGAAGCCAGGGAAGCAGCUCACGCCAUCAUUAUCAAUCCGGCCGCUUACUCACACACGUCCAUCGCUAUAUUGGACGCUCUCAGUGCGUGUACGUGUCCGGUGAUCGAAGUGCAUGUUUCCAACAUCCACAGGCGCGAAGCUUUUCGUCAUCACUCUUAUGUUUCGCAAAAAGCAGACGCGGUGAUAGCAGGGUGCGGUGUCGAGGGCUACCUGCUUGCAUUGCAACGGGCAGCGACCUUGCUGAAGGAAAGCUGA
Messenger RNA from Effrenium voratum, 444 nucleotides. NCBI's taxonomy places the organism in Eukaryota, Dinophyceae, Suessiales, Symbiodiniaceae. The record is from the annotation of a GenBank genome assembly.